CACAGCAAACUGAAUGUUUGAUAAAAAAAGUCCUCGUUCCUUAAUUUCUCAGCCAGUAAAUAAUGCAGCAUUAUAGAUGCGCAUCUUUAGAAAUACAAGAUGACGUGUACAAGUGUUAUUAUGAUUCUAUGAUCAUAAUAACGAGUCAAAUGCUUGAAAGUGUGUCUAAUUCGUCUUUAUAUAUUAUAGAAGGUAUGGAAAUACCACACCAUUAACUUUGCUACUGAGGUAGAGCGCAAUAUGAUUUACAAUAAGUUACCUGCACCAUUCCUUAAACCAUCGGCUCCUCCUCCGGCCCCCGCCCUAGCCACAUUUCCUACCGAAUCUAUGGACAUAGAUGUCAAUGCUCAAAAGUACGGGAGAUCAUAUGACAAUUAUAAGAAGGCCAACUACAAGAAAUGUGAUCUCUGUAACCGGAAUAGCCACUGGACGCGAGAAUGCUAUUAUCUGAACAAAGCUCAUGAAGAAAUGAAGAGACAGACAAAGAGACCUACUAACAAAAAUUGGAACCAUCGAAGUAAUGUCCAGGCGAUUGCCUCGCCGAGAAGCGGCAGUACUCCGAACCUAAUGAGGACCAUACUGUUUCGCCCCAAACAGAGGACGAUGGGUUCGACCUCACUGAUAAUAUCUUUUAUAAGCUUUAUAGUCUCCCUCCUAUUAAUAAGCAAGAAGCUCAAAUUGAUGAUUUAACCAUACUUACGGUGAUAGGAAGUUGUGAAAACACUUACAAUUUCUCUUUGAUUGCCCAAAUUCCUACCUAUCACAUGGACGGCAGUAUGCAAGUUAAGGUUUUAAUUGAUACAGGCGCGGAAAUAUCUACAAUAUGUGCUGCAGAGGUUGAAAAGCUCCGG
Molecule: messenger RNA, 851 nt
Organism: Mycotypha africana
Lineage: Eukaryota; Fungi; Mucoromycota; Mucoromycetes; Mucorales; Mycotyphaceae
Exons: 1
Coding region: 241-690 (149 amino acids)
Source: RefSeq, a predicted model, not a curated record